This is a messenger RNA of Lathyrus sativus (Indian pea), 813 nucleotides long. Lineage: Eukaryota; Viridiplantae; Streptophyta; Magnoliopsida; Fabales; Fabaceae. The record is from the annotation of a GenBank genome assembly.
AUGGACAAAGAAACCCUAAAAAUAUUGGUGAGUUUUAUCAACGAAAAACAAAUCCACUUAAUAAGCGACGAAAUAUAUGCUGCAACAGUUUUUUGCCACCCAAGUUUCACAAGCAUAGCUGAGUUAAUAGAACAAGACACAAACAUAGAAUAUAACCCUAACCUCAUUCACAUUGUUUAUAGUCUUUCAAAGAAUCUGGGAUUUCCUGGUUUUAGAGUUGGCAUAAUAUAUUCAUACAAUGAUGAAGUUGUUAAGUGUGCUAGAAAAAUGUCAAGUUUUGGAUUAGUUUCUUCACAGACACAAUAUCUUAUUGCAUCAAUGUUAUCUGAUGAAGAGUUUGUGGAAAAGUUUAUAGUAGAAAGUGCAAAAAGACUUGCUAAAAGGUAUGGAAUAUUCUGUAGAGGUUUAUCACAAGUUGGUAUAAAGUGUUUGCAAAGUAAUGCUGGUCUUUUUUUAUGGAUGGAUUUGAGGUGUCUUCUUAAGAAACAAACAUUUGAAGAAGAAAUGAAACUUUGGAAAGUGAUUAUUCAUCAAGUUAAGAUUAAUAUAUCUCCUGGUUGUUCUUUUCAUUGUUGUGAACCGGGGUGGUUUAGGGUUUGUUAUGCGAAUAUGGAUGAUAGAGAUGUUGAAGUUUCUUUGACACGAAUUCACGCGUUUGUGAGGCGAAACAAGGCUGAAAUAGUCGCGGAGAAGAAUCCUUGUAGCCGGAGAAACUUGAGAUUAAUCUUCUCAUUAAGAAGUUUGGAUGAUUUUUUGGUGUCACCUCAUUCUUCUAUUACUCAUUCACCUAUUGUGAAAGCUACUACUUGCUAA